AACCAUCAUCAGUAAUGGUUCACGCCUCAACCUCGUAACCUAUUUUUGUUUAAUCUCUAUUGGGCGGUGAAUUUGCAGGAUAUACCGGGAAAGCGCGCCAUCCUGAAGAGAUGGAAAUAAAGAUUACCAGUGGAGAUGAUUUUGAUUAGUUGUGAUAAUUUACUUAAUUGAACUAUACUCUAUAGUACUUUCGCCUUUUACUGGCAUUAACCCUUCUAGUCAACCACAGAAACAGUGCGUACAAAUAGGGCAUGUUACCAGUCCCUAUACGGUUGGGGGUUGACUCGAUGCACACUUAUUUUUAUCUGAGCAAAUACUGUACUUUACAUCAAUCAAGCGAGAUGAAGCUGUCCUUUAGUUCUCUGGUGAUCACCGCUGGCAUCUUCGGUAUCCUCAGUUUCGCGUUCCUGGCUACAGCGAUCGGGAGCGACUACUGGUACAUUAUUGAGGUGAACAGAACCAACCGGACCGAUACAGACGUUUCGGAUUCCCAUUCCGGAUUGUGGAUAACUUAUGAAGGUCAGAAGGUGUAUUCUUACACAUUUAACUCCCCCAACUAUUCUGAACCUGAGAUGCACAUGUUGAACAUGCACAGUGCGAUUGUGGUCCUAUUGCCUCUAAGCCUGGUCCUGCUGGUGUUCGGAGGCAUCUGUGGAUUGAUCAGUUCCCUGGCCCGGAGCCCCACCCUCCUCACUGGCACUGCCUCCUAUCUCAUCCUCUGCAGUGUUCUGACCCUCUCUGGUGUCAGCCUGUACAUCAGUUACUCCCAACAGGCGAUGGCUGAGACUGAGAGGCUGGUGGGGGCUGAGCGUUUGGCCCAGGUGGUCAGCACCUCUUUCGGCUGGUCCCUCGGCCUGGCCUGGCUCUCCUUCUGCCUGGAGGUCCUCGCUGGCCUGCUGCUGCUGCUAGCUGCCCGCCUAGCCACCCUGCAGCACGGACCACAAGGCCACGGCUGGCCUCUCCAUGUUGUAACCUAACCCAAGAGGCAGAUGUCACAAGAACUGGAUAACCAACUGGCCCUGAACUGUACCUUCAAUUUUCUAAUGAUUUGUAUGUGCUCGUAUCUGGCACCACAAAUCUGGCACCAAAAAUUGUUCUUUAAGUAUUAUUUUUUUCAUCCAAAAUGCCAUGUGGUUUAGUCUAUAGGCAAAACAGUUGAGACUUAGUGCCAUCUUUUGGUGUGAUAAGUCACUACAUUUCAAUUGACAAAUGCCCCCAAAUACCAAAUUGUAUUAUUGUGGUCCUAUAGGAUGAGAAAUUAAACGUACUAGAACUACAGGCCUCAACCACAAGUCACUCUGAAUGGCUGUUAGCGGUCAAGGGGUUUCAUUUUAGAACUUGGGCAAGUGAAGGGCUAUAGGAAAGAAGUAUGUAUCAUGAGUGGAUGUACUCAAAGCAAAAGCCAUAGUAGAAAUGCUCAGAGCAGACUGAGGGUGCAUCUCAAGUGAAUCUUUAGCCAGAUGUAGCAGUGGUAUCAGCGGAGCCUUGUCUGGCAGAAAAACAGUUCAUUCAGACUCAUUUACUGCCUGUUUAAAAAAAAAACAUAUCUGACAUGGCUGACUUGCCUAAACAAAGGUGGUUUCUACUGACAAUUGAGAUGUACAAACUAUGGCAUUAGGGAGUGAUGAGUGGAAAAGAGGCAAUCCGUAAUUCUCAUUAAGAAAUUAGGAGAGUAAAUGACUUGGCGUUACCUUAGAUUGUAAACUGUCAUAGUCAAAACAUAUCGAUUCAAUGGUUGUAAAGAUGGGGAGAGAUCUGGCCGUAAUAAAGAGAUGCUCUGAUUGUUUUGACACCACACU
Messenger RNA from Oncorhynchus gorbuscha (pink salmon), 1799 nucleotides. RefSeq names its product transmembrane protein 235b (gene tmem235b). NCBI's taxonomy places the organism in Eukaryota, Metazoa, Chordata, Actinopteri, Salmoniformes, Salmonidae. The record is from RefSeq and is a predicted model, not a curated record. Bases 252 to 977 code for a protein of 241 amino acids. The transcript has 4 exons. Gene Ontology annotation, cellular component: apical plasma membrane.